GGCAAACAAUGAAUGCACGAUGUACGACGACGGCUCGUUCUAGAACGAAAACGCGAAAUUGUUAUUAAAAACUGAGCAAGCGUAGAAUUACGCGCAAGUGCCCGGUCACUAAUACUAAUGCAAGUGCCAGUGAACGGCAAGCAACAACAACAAAUUGCGCGUGAGUUUUAGAUAGUUUCCUGAGUAGCGUCACGUAGACGGCAAGCGACUUGCAAAUCGAUAUUCACACUCACUCACAUACACACGCGCACACACACACACACACACAUCAAAACGAACACCCACCAGUACAAACAGUAUGGAAACCACAGUAGAAGGCGGCGGCGCUGAUGGCGAAAAUAACAUUUUGCCGCUGCCAGCCAUGUGCCAGGACACCGCCCGAAGCCCAAACGAUGCCGCAGUAGUGCCCCAGACAGCGACACAGACUAUGAUAAGCAGCGACGCAGCAGCGCAAUUGGAGAGCGAAGAAGGGGCCACAGUGUUGGGCACAGAGCACCAGCACAUGCACAACAACAACAACAACAAUAACAACAACGAGAGCAGUGCUAAAACUAAACAACAACAAAAAGAGCAGCUGUCAGGCGAUGGCAAUGCAAAUACCACAACAAAAACAACAACAGCAACAGCAAGAACAACAACGAAUUGUGUCAAAGUGACGGCGGCAGCGGCGCCGGCAGCGACAGCCGCCGAAUCGGACAGCAGCAAAACGGCAGAGCGCAAUCACAAGAAGAAGAAAAAAGAUAAGGAACGCGAACGCGAUGAUGAUAAGCGCCACACAAGCAGCAACAGCAGCAGCAGCAGCAGCGCCAAGGAUCGCGAAACCAACAGCAACAGUCUCAAGAGCAGCAACAGCUCCAGCGGCAGCAAAUCCUAUACAACAAAUCGUCACAGCAGCGACCACAAAUCGAGUUCCAGUUCCUCAAGCGCCUCGCGGAGCAAAGACAAAAAGCAACACAGAAGCGAUCGUGAUAGAGAGCGGGAGCGCGAAAGGGAGAAGAUACCAUCGUCAGCGUCGAGCUGUUCAUCAAAUUCGCACUCGGAUCGUCGCCGCAGCUCGGACAGCAGUCGCGGCAGCAGCAACAACAGCUCCAACAAGCUGCUGGUCAUUAAAGAGGAGAAGGAGCGGGAGCGGGAUCGGGAGAAAGAGUCGAUCGUGGAGGAGCCACAGAAGGAAAGUGGCGCGUUGACGGUACUUAACCACAGCAAAGACAUCAAAACGGAAACCGAAAUCAAAAAGGAGCCGAUGGAAACGAAGCCAUUGCUAAAUGGCGAUGUGUUCAAAACAUUGAUAAAGACACGCGACGAGGUCACGCGACAGCUGAGCUUUGGCGCCGAGGCAGCUAAGCCCAAGGAGAACAGCAGCAGCAGCAGCAGCAAUGGCAGCAGUCAAUCGUCUUCCAUUUUAAUGCCAUCGCCGGCGCCAAAAACAAUCAACAACAACAACAGCAGCAGCAGCAGCGCCAAUCAUCAUUCCUCCAGCUGCAGCGUGCGCAAAUCCUCGUCCUCCUCCUCCAGCAAUUCGUCGAGCAGCCAUCACAAGACUUCAUCGACUUCGUCGUCAUCGUCCUCCUCGUCACGGCAUUCAUCAUCCUUUUCAUCGCGCGACUGCUCCAAAUGUUAUAAGCGCUCCAAGAUUCGCCGCAGCAGCGUGGGCGUCCAAUGCAUCCAGCAUGCGCCCGCUGCUGGUGCCUGGCAGACCAACUCUUUGCCCAAGCCCAUGGCAAAUCGCAAAGCGCCCGCUGGCCUUGAAAAUCUCAAAUACGGUCAUUACUUUCAAGUGGAACAAUAUCCCAAUGGCGGCGCUUCGGUGGUGCAUCUCUAUCAGCAUGAAAUCGACACACUGCCGCCGCAUGAAAUGGAGGAGCUGGUGGAUGAGUUCUUUAGCGUGUGCUUUGCCGAGGAUGAGCAGGGCUACGCACAUCAUGUGAUGGGCAUUGUGCACGAUGCCGCACGCUAUAUACCAGAUCUGCUCGAGCACAUGGCCGAGAACUAUUCGACGCUGACGGUCAAGGCGGGCGUGCUGGGACGCAACUCGGACAUCGAGACGUGCACGAUGGCCCAGUACAACGAACAGGUGGUGCGUAAUUAUUGCCAGGGCACCUUUCGCUAUGGACCGCUGCAUCAGAUCAGUUUGGUGGGCAAAGUGCAUGAGGAGGUGGGCGGCUUUUUUCCGGAUCUUCUGGGACGCAUCGAACAGAAUCCCUUUCUGCGCAAGACAAUGCCCUGGGGUGUGAAUUCCAUACUGCAAACGGAUCCGCGUCAAUCGAACGAUGGACCCAUCCUGUGGAUACGCGCUGGCGAGCAGCUGGUGCCCACCGCCGAGCUGAACAGCAAGACGCCCCUCAAGCGACAGCGUACACGCAUUAAUGAGCUGCGCAAUUUGCAGUAUCUGCCGCGUUUGUCGGAGGCACGCGAAACCAUGAUCGAGGAUCGGACCAAGGCGCACGCGGAUCAUGUCGGACAUGGACACGAACGCAUCACGACCGCUGCAGUUGGCAUACUCAAGGCGGUGCACUGUGGACAAUCAUAUGACCAGAAUCGCAUCACCAAGGAUGUGGUCGCCUUUGCCGCUCAGGACUUUAAUACGCUGGUCGAGAUGCUCCAGUUGGAUCUGCACGAGCCGCCCAUUUCGCAGUGCGUGCAGUGGAUCGAGGAUGCCAAAUUGAAUCAGCUGCGACGCGACGGCAUCCGCUAUGCCCGCAUCCAGCUGUGCGACAAUGAUAUCUACUUUCUGCCGCGCAACAUUAUACACCAGUUCCGCACCGUGACGGCUGUGACGAGCAUAGCUUGGCAUCUGCGCUUGCGUCAGUAUUAUCCCGGCCAGGAGGUAAUCAAUGAGCAGAACAAUCCGGUGCUGGCCGAGACGCCGCACUACAAAGAGAAACAAACCAUAUUGCCCCAUCCCAUUGGCCACGAUGAUUCCGGCAAGAAGACGCCCUCGAAACGCGCACACGACGGCAAGGCCAAGCGCAAGCUCAUCGACCUGGAUGGCAAGGAGCGUCGCUCCAGCGAAAGCAGCCAGGAUGAUCAUGCCUCCUCGGCAAGUGCUUCGCCCACGCAACAGACCAACAACACCAACAGCAGCGGGAGCGGCAGUGGCGGCAGCAGUGGUACGCCCAAAAAGAAACCGAGCAAAGAUGACUCCAAGAUAGACAUGCGCAAAAUGGUUCUGGAACACAAAUACAAGCUGACCAAAGCGGCGGCCACGGAGCAUGCCAAGCCAUGCAGCAAGGACAAAGAGAAGUCCAAUCGUGAUAAAGACAAAGAUAAGGAUAAGGAUAAGGAAAAGGAAAAGGAGCGCAGCAAAAAGCCGGAGCAUAAAAUGGAUAUGCCAACGCCAGCAAAAAUACCGCGCCUGGCCAACGAAGCAGUGGCAAGUGCUGCGCCUGUCGCACCACCAGCUGCUGCCACGCCUCUGCCGCCGCCGCCGCCUGCCUUGCUACCGCCGCUGCCCCUAGUGCCUCAGAAGCCCUUCAUCCAUCGCGAAGCGUACGUAAAUAGCCUGAAUCAAAAGGAGCCCGAAAUCAAAAUACAGCUCAAAAUGGUAUCCGAUGAGCCCAGCAAAACCGAAGUCGCCUGCUGCGUGGCGCCCGUCUCGCCGGCGCCCGAUCCCGUUGAGGAUGUGGCCAACGAGCUAAUUGUGGAGAGCACGCCGCAGCUGGUGGUGGAUCACGAGGAGGAGGUGACAGAGCUGUGCGAGGAAAUAAUACCACUGGACAUACCUCCACCAGACCCUGCACCAGCUCCAUUGCCAGCAGCCACGCCCACGCCCACAUUGCCAGUUGUGCGCCUCGCACAGCCACCCUUGCCAGCAGCAGCUGCCGCCGUCCCACCACCAUCACAAGUUGUUAAAGUUGUGCUGCCCGCUGCAACGCUGACGCCGCUCGUGGGUCGCCUCUCGGCUGUGGUGCUGACGCCGCCCUUGCCGCCCAUGCCAUUGCCACCGCCGCCGCCGCCGCCACCACCACCAGCCAAGAGCCACAACAACAGCCAGAAACCAACACCAACACCAACAACAACAACAGCCAUCAGCACCACCUACAAAACGUUCAAUUUGCCCUCGCACAAGAUCAUUUUAACGGGCAGCAGAGCUGCAGCCAAGGCGACUGCCGUAACGCCAGUCGAUCUGCUCGGCUCCAUUAUGGCCAGCAUGGACAAUAAGCCCAGUAUCACUAGCUCCUCCAGCUCCAGCUCGGGCAGCGCGGCCUCAGCCGCGAGCACUGCGCCCGCCGCCGGCGGAAGCAGCAGCAGCAGCAGCAGCACGGCAACCAACGCGAACCCAUCGCUGUCCUCCUACGCCAGCUCCAACAACAGCUACUGAGAGUGCGCUGCCAGCAGCCCAGAGGCUUCUCCCGGCGGUGUCCGUCACAUCGCCACAAUAAUUGCAGCUAUAUAGGCAAGAAAAUGGAAAAGGUAUUGUUGCAAAUUGUUUAUUAUUAUUAUUAUUAUUACUAUUUUUUUUUUUUUCUUGUAAAUUGUUUCGAUUUGGCCACGUGAUGAGGCCACGUUGUUGGCGUCUAACGCAAGCGGGCGCUUUCACGGUUGGCCCGAAAAUCGUUUAUUGUAUAUAGCAAAAGGGGCGGGGCGUGCCGCCCCUUAUAUAUUAUAUUUGAUAACUGUAGUUGAUGUAAGCUCAAAAAUGCUAAAAAUUACUUUUAGACAUGUAGUUUUUUAAUUUAUUACCGCAGGCACUUUAAGUUACACACACACACACACACACAACAUUGGCAACUGUUAGAAGAACUUUGAGAUACUUUGAUAUAUAUAUAUAUGGUUAUAUAUAAAUCUGUAUAUUAGCAUAAUGUGCGCGCACAUUGGCCGCGUAUUUUUUACAAGUCAAACUAAAGUGCAAAAUGCGCCCAGUUAUUAAUCUUUUAAUUUUGCGACUUUUUCCUAACGACUUUUCGGAAGACUCACAACAACACACAGACACAGACACAUAUGUCAAUAAUUAUGAUAUAUAUAUAUAUAUACCACACAUAUAUAAAUGUAGACUUAAAGCCAAUGCACGUUGAAGAAACAAUAAAGAUUCGGAUCGUACAAAAAUGCAAGUGAAAAAGCAUCUUUUAUGGUCAGAAGAAAAAU
Molecule: messenger RNA, 5085 nt
Organism: Drosophila novamexicana
Lineage: Eukaryota; Metazoa; Arthropoda; Insecta; Diptera; Drosophilidae
Product: lysine-specific demethylase RSBN1L
Exons: 9
Coding region: 299-4321 (1340 amino acids)
Cellular component (GO): nucleus
Source: RefSeq, a predicted model, not a curated record